Molecule: messenger RNA, 1776 nt
Organism: Saxophila tyrrhenica
Lineage: Eukaryota; Fungi; Ascomycota; Dothideomycetes; Mycosphaerellales; Extremaceae
Exons: 1
Coding region: 1-1776 (591 amino acids)
Source: RefSeq, a predicted model, not a curated record
AUGGAGGAGCAAGCUGAGCAAGAUCCACCGCCUGUCGCGCUCCGGGUCGACGAGAAGGAUGCGGCAAAGGGCACAGCGGCCUCUUCUGCCGUGGAACCCUCGCUAGGUGGAGGCGAACUGCAUCGCACGAGCACAGCAAACACCGCAUCGUCCGCUGCAUCGCCACCCGCCUCGCCUCCCGCAGCUGAAAGCCGCCGCUCACCAGUCGCAGAAGACUACUACUCCUCACGUCCGAAACACGACAAACUUGGCAACCCCAUCCCUCAGCGGCGCCAAGGCGCAAUGUCAUCAGUCUUUGGCAACUCAUCGGUACGACUACCAGGUGACCUGGGAGCCAAAGAUCCGCGAAGGCCGAAAUCUCCUGCUCCUGUGUCUCUGCCUGGUGAUCUUGGCCCGAACGACCCGCGAAGGCCGAGGAGCGCGAACAGCAGUCCUGUUCGAGGCCAUGCUCGACAGGCCAGUGGAGGGUCGCCCGCGCCACCGGAGGGCGAGAGGUUACUGAAGGACCCAAAGAGGCCCGCAACGCCAGUCGACGACAAUGACCGAGAGAGUGACGACGACGCGGAUGCUGACAAUGACAACGACACCGAUGUGGAGGACGCUAAACGCGGCAGAGGCAGGAUACGACCUGAGCCGGGCAGGACUACUUCCGGCAAAUCCGUCAACGUGCGAGACGAGAGUGAGGACUCUGAGCAAGAGUCUAAGUGGCCUGGAGGCGCAAAGCCGGAUCCCACCAAAGGCGAAAGCAAGCUUUCAUUCAAGGGCGACCCUAGUAUUAAGGUUACUGGACCUCCAGAGAAGAAGCGCGUGCAUCCUAUGUCAGCGUUUGACACUGCACCUUCGAUAGGCGCCACCCCGAUGAGCUCCGAUGAUGAGACACAUCUAGAGCUUCGGGCAGCUCAGAAACUAUCCUUGACCAUGUCUGCAGUUCACAGCACACCCACUGCCCAUCGUGUCAUCCGUCAAAUCGUGAGAGGCGACUACGGCCACUUCCAGCGCGAGGCUGAGGAAGGUCGACGCCGCCAGCGCAUGUAUCUUGUUGCUACGGACAUCUCGCCGGAAGCGGAACACGCACUGGAGUGGACUAUUGGUACUGUGCUUCGAGAUGGUGAUACUCUCUUUGCAGUCUAUGCGGCAGAUGAAUCAGAAGCUGGUGGAGCUGGAGAGGGUGGUGUGGAGAUUGGCAGAGGUGCCGACAUGGUCAAGGACACAGCAGCUAUUGUGAGAGACUUGCAAAGCACUACGAUCCAGCCCAAUGCGCCCGGCCCGUCACCCCUGGCUCGGUCCAGUCAGCUCGCAGCAGGUACAUCGAGCGACGCCCGCAGUCGUAGCCGUGGACCUUUCAGCGCCGCCGAGGCAGAACGCAGACGGGUCCUCGACGACAUCACAGCCCGCUGUGUCCGUAUGCUCCGCAAGACCCGCCUGCAAUGCCGUGUCGUGGUCGAAGUCUUCCACUGCAAGUCGCCACGGCAUAUGAUCACGGAAGUUAUUGACUUCCUCUCGCCGACCCUUGUCAUUAUUGGCAGUCGUGGGCAGAGCGCUGUGAAGGGUGUGCUGCUUGGUAGCUUCUCCAACUAUCUGGUUACCAAGAGCAGUGUGCCUGUCAUGGUAGCAAGGAAGAAGCUGCGCAAACACUCGAAGAGCCAGCGGAACAAGGAUGGAACUACGAUCCCAUACUCUGGCUCUGGCAGACCGGGCAGGUUCAGCAAUAUGAUCGAAGUGCCGAAGGGCAAGGGUCUUAGAGUCAAGGGGUGGGAGCAGGUCGGCAUUGAUUAA